AUGACAGCCUUAACGCAACCCACAGCACGUGGAGCCCUUAUUGUUGUCGAGGGUCUUGACCGCGCUGGCAAAUCGAGCCAGUGCGAAAUACUACAAAAGUCUCUUUCACAGCAAGGAAAUGCGGUCAAAUAUAUUCGAUUUCCAGAUAGGACUACGCCCAUUGGGAAGUUAAUUGAUAGCUAUCUACGCGGCUCAACCUACCAAGACGAUCACUCCAUCCACCUUCUUUUCUCAGCAAACCGCUGGGAAAUCGCAAAAAGCAUUGAAGACGAAAUCGCAAACGGAACAACAGUCAUCGUAGACCGCUACUCAUAUUCCGGCGUCGUCUACUCAGCCGCGAAAGCAAACCCCACGCUCUCAUUGGAAUGGGCUUGGCAGCCGGAGAUCGGUCUGCCACGUCCGGAUAUCUGCCUAUUCCUCAACAUCACUCCCGAAGAAGCAGCGAGGCGAGGUGGAUUCGGCGCGGAGCGGUACGAGAAUGAGCCUAUGCAGACUCGCGUGCGGGAGCUCUUCCGCUCGAUAUUCGAAAGACAGACGGAUGUUUCGAUUAUCGAUGCUGGGAAGUCUAUCGAUGAGGUCGCGGUUGAAAUAAAAAAUGCUGUGUUUGAUUGCAUUUCGCGUAUGGAUGCGACGAGCGCAUUGAGAAAGUUGGAACCUCUUGCAAAUUAG
Messenger RNA from Penicillium soppii, 669 nucleotides. Its product is annotated as bifunctional thymidylate/uridylate kinase. The record is from RefSeq and is a predicted model, not a curated record. The transcript is spliced from 2 exons. Bases 1 to 669 code for a protein of 222 amino acids. Gene Ontology annotation, biological process: dTTP biosynthetic process; dTDP biosynthetic process; dUDP biosynthetic process. Lineage: Eukaryota; Fungi; Ascomycota; Eurotiomycetes; Eurotiales; Aspergillaceae. Gene Ontology annotation, molecular function: dTMP kinase activity; ATP binding. Gene Ontology annotation, cellular component: nucleus; cytoplasm; cytosol.